Molecule: messenger RNA, 2818 nt
Organism: Patella vulgata (common limpet)
Lineage: Eukaryota; Metazoa; Mollusca; Gastropoda; Patellidae
Product: deubiquitinase DESI2
Exons: 5
Coding region: 322-843 (173 amino acids)
Biological process (GO): protein deubiquitination
Molecular function (GO): deubiquitinase activity
Source: RefSeq, a predicted model, not a curated record
UUCCUGAAGAAAGUGGGUUGUUUGAGUCAUAAUAUUAGAUUGGUUUAACCAUUUAUCUAACAUGUUUGACUAAAAGACUUCUAUCUAAUAAUAUAUAUCUGCACCACAUUUACAGUGCGGAUGUAGAAAGCGAAACACAAGUCUAUGACUAUAGCGGAUAGCAAGCAGUACAUAAUAAUCGGUACAGUAUCGACAGAGUGAGAGAGAGGAAGGGUUUAUCAAUCGAAAAGCAAAUUCAUGUCAAUGACCUACGAAUGCGUAAAUAAUCAUAUGCAAGUAAAUUAUAAUUGUGAUUUAUACCCAGUGUGAGAAGAUAAAACAAUGGCCAGACAACCUGUCCGUAUUAAUGUGUAUGAUAUGUACUGGAUGAAUGAAUAUACAGCACCUAUUGGUUUAGGAGUUUUUCAUUCUGGAGUAGAAGUUUAUGGAACAGAAUAUGCAUAUGGAGGUCAUCCAUUUCCAUUUUCUGGUUUGUUUGAAAUUGCACCUCGAGAUGCUGAAGAUUUAGGAGAACAAUUUAAAUUCAAAGAAUCUAUUUUAAUAGGUUAUACUGAUUUUUCUCAUGAAGAUAUAAAGAAUUAUGUUGAACAAUUAGGUAAAGAGUUUCGGGGGGAUCAAUAUCAUCUGCUGAAUAAAAAUUGUAAUCACUUCUCAGCCUCCUUAAUUCAGAUUAUGUGUGGCAAAGAAUUACCAAGCUGGGUGAACAGGUUAGCAUAUGUUAGUUCCUGUAUACCAUUUAUUGAAAAAGCUAUUCCUAAAGAGUGGUUGACUCCUGCAGCACUGAAGGCAGUUAUACCACCUCCUACAGAAGAACAAAAGAGGGAAGCAGAGGGUCGUAGGUGACACAGCUAUCUUGAUCUUUCCUUUAUGGUUAACUUAAGCAAAUCUUCAGCCAUUCCUGCCUCAUGAUUCUCAACUUUACAGAUAGAAAGAACUGUAAUAGUUUCAACAUUAUCUGGGAAGAACAUUGAUUAAUGUGUUGGUAAUGUAACUGGUUGACAAAUUUUAUCAUUAGACCCAAUGUACUGGUACAAGUCAUGGAGCAAAUGAAGAGAAAAUGUUUCUUUACGUAGUUAGAAAGUAUAGCCGAUAUUUUCUAUUCUGUUGUUUUCUAUUAUGAGUAAUUUAUAAGACAAUAUAACUGUUAUUCUUCUUUUAAUUUAAUUGGAAAAAAACAAGACCAUGGAAAGAAAAGAGUGUUUUGUAUUCACUCAAUGUUUUAAGAAAGGAUGUUUCACCAUUAUUCAGACAUUUGCAGAAGACAAAUAUUGUACACCACACAUUAUUUUGUUUUCAAAAGAAAUGACAUGCUUAACAAGGCACACCGAUUUUUGAGGCUACAACAUCCAUUAUUUCCCCCAAAGCACUUACGUAAGAGAGGUUUUGCAUAACAACGAAAGUAAUAAUAUGAACAAUUAAUUAGACUAUUAUUGUUGUCAAUAUCAUACUGAUUCAGGGAAUAGAACAGAAUAUAAGCAAAGACUAAGUACCACCAUGAAGAAUUGCACAAGAAUAGAUAUGUUACUGACUUUACCUGUGUUAUUUAAAUUAUUAUGAAAUAUUAUCAUUUUGGUCCAUGUACGGAAUUACUCAUGAACUCCAAAGACAUUUCUUACCUCAAAACAAACGUCUUCUCAUAAAUGCUUAACUCUUUCUCGGUAUUUUUUAUUAAAAAUAUUGGAUUUCUUUCUUUAGUUGUCCCCACCUUUCAAAGAAAACAGGGGACUAUUAAAAUAGGUAUGAACAUAUGACAGAUGAGCAUUUUCUGGUAGAGAUAAGCAAUUUGGUUAGUCCAUACCUUAGGGACACAUUAACUUUGAUUCUAGUUACGUGGGUGAUGAAACUUGGUGUAUAGUUUAACAUCAAUACCAUGUCUGCUGAGGUUAAAGAGUGAUUGGUCGAGACUUUGGAACACAAUAGCUUUGAUUUUAAUUGAGUUAGUAUGGUUAAACUUUCAGGGUUCAUUACAGCUAUACAUGAGACUAGGGAAAUAGACAUUUGAAUUUGGAACCCAAAAACUUCGCUUCUAAUUGGGCGAGAGUGGUGAAAGUUUCAUUAAAUCAAUACCUUCACUAAUUUCGAUCAUAAGCAUUUUGCAAAAAAUGCAAUUAAUUAAUAAAUUUCAUCUAUAUACAUUGUGAACUGCUGUAUUUAGCAAGGCAACAGUUCAAGUUCGUGUUUCUUUGGAUUCCAUUAAUUUUUAUCUCAAUUAUGGCCCUCUGUUGACUUAAAAUAAAAGAAAAUUCUUUUACAAUAAUCCAUACCUUAUAUCUUGUACAUAUAUUGUAUAUGUUAAUAAUUUAUUGCUGUAUUUUUAAUGACAAAUUGAUAUUUAAUAUUUCAUAGGCUGAUUAAUCUCUAUUUUUGUUUUACUGUAAUUGUUAAAUUUAAUUUUUAACAUUCUGUAUUUGUCUAUUAUGUAAAUAAUACCUUCUUUUUUUUUUUUUUUUGCUCAAUUACUUCUGUUCACUAGCAGCCAUGUUGACAAGCAGAAAGAAGACUGUUUCAUUCCAUUUGUUUUAUCUUUAAAAGUAUAUCGCUAAACCUCUUCAAUGAAGUGUUUCAUAUCAUAAAAUGACGGAUUUGGUAAUUUUAAAAUGGCAAUAAAAGUGAUUUCAAGAAACAACCCCAAAUUAACAAUUUUCCUCUUUUACAACCAAUAUUUUAUAUAUGCACUUUAGAUUAGCAUUACAUUAUAGUACUACAGUUUUCAAUUAUUUUUCUUACCAGUACCGUUCUAUUAGUUUAAUCAUAUACCAUUUAGAGACAAACAAAAGACGGAAUGAAACAGCCUUCUACUUUAUAUUCCCAAGGAAAG